Molecule: messenger RNA, 1722 nt
Organism: Bombus impatiens (common eastern bumble bee)
Lineage: Eukaryota; Metazoa; Arthropoda; Insecta; Hymenoptera; Apidae
Exons: 7
Coding region: 196-1563 (455 amino acids)
Source: RefSeq, a predicted model, not a curated record
UUACCCAACUUUAAGAGAUAUGCUUUAUAUGUUUUUAGUACUGCAAAAACAAAUGAAAAUUACAAUUACAUCUUAUAAAUUCUUUUAUUCAGAUAAACUCUUCAAAACUAAAUUUUUCAACUUAUGUAAAAAUUAUUUAAAUUAGUUUGUAUUAUAUUCUCACAUUUCAUUAUGUUACACAUGAACUAAACAAAAAUGACUCGUCCACCAUUAAAUACAUCCAAAAGCGGAAAUGUUAUCGAUGAAAAUCGUAGACCAUCAAAUAAAGCGCUCAAAUUUAAAAAGUCGAUAACUACAGCAAGCCGUAAAUUUAAUUCAACUGUGAAAACUCUAGAUCGUUUAGUAGGAGGAGCAGAUGUUCCCGAAGAAAGCGGAGACGUAUCGAAACCAUCGGAAGAAACUGUAGAGCAAACUGUUGUAGUGGAAUCAACAUCUAGUGUGAAAACUGAAGAUGGAAAACUUAUUCGUACAGCUGGACCAUGCUGUACUUGUAUGUCACAAGUACCAGGAUCAACCGGAGAUAAGAAGGUGGAUGAAAUGAUCGACUAUGUGCAUCAAAAUUUACAAGAAGCGGGUAAAGCACUGGCUACCUUAGGCGAGAACUUUGAGCACGAUUCAAAGUUAAUGUUCGCUGACAUAUUUGGUCGAAUACAACAAUGGAUUGGUUUGGUUCAAAAUAAAUUGGACAUUUGUAAGAACGAGAUCGAAUCAUUGCGUAAAGAAUUGAUAGCACGAGCUUGUGAAAUCGACAAUCUGAGAAGACUAUUGGCAGAAUGCGAGGAACGAGAGAAAUCAGUGGCAACUACUCAAACGGUUGAACCUAAAAUAAAUCUCGGAUCACCUGAAGUUCCAGUUCCAGAAGUAGUGACAAUGGCAAAUCCAGCCUAUGAAUCUGUUACUGAGGGAAUACCAGCAGGAAAUACUGAAAGAGAGCCUACCGUAAUAAAGGAGUCUGUCGCAAUGAAAGAACCUGAAAACAUCGAAAUUAUUUGUACCGACGUAGCUAUACAAUCAAUUUUGAAAGACAAAGACAGAAUGAGACGAGAAAUUGAACUGGAAGCUGAGAUAGCAAGGCUUCGCAAAGAAAAUGAGCGUAUAAUAAAAGAACGUGCCGAAUAUGAGAAUGCCAUACAACGAGCAUUGUUACGAGGUGUUUCCUCAUUGAAUGUCGAAGCAUUGAGAGUUAUGCGUUGUCCACCAAUUCCAUGUUGUACUCCUUGUGCACCUUGUCCUGCUUCCGCUAUGGAACCGAUUGUGUCUUGUAAGAAGGAAGGCGCGUCGGCUGCGAUCGCCAAAGGUUGCGUCACUCAACGUAGUGGCACUUGUGGAAAGACUGCUGUUCGCGAACAAGGUUGUUAUACUGUAAAACGACCUUGUGCCAGUCCUUGUUGUUCUGUUGGAAAAAGUCGAAAAUCUGCAUCAAACAAUAGCAUGGUUUUUCUUCUUCAUCAGGGAGACACAGAGAAUAUUUGUGACUCGAAUAACACGCCAAUGUCUCGAGUUUGCGGUUCACCGGUCAUGAAAAAGAUUGAAAUACCACCGUGUCCUAGAUUCAUUAUAUAAUAACGUUCAUAGUAUAUAAUAGUAAUAAGCACUUGCUUCUUGGGACUUGAUGAAAGUCCCCCAAAUUGUUUGAAAUAAAACAGACGAACCACUUAAAUUUAAAGUUAUUGAUGAUUUUUCAGUUUAUGAUGUGGAAAUAAUAAAGAAACAUGAUAUUGA